Molecule: messenger RNA, 5604 nt
Organism: Thalassophryne amazonica
Lineage: Eukaryota; Metazoa; Chordata; Actinopteri; Batrachoidiformes; Batrachoididae
Gene: grin3a
Product: glutamate receptor, ionotropic, N-methyl-D-aspartate 3A
Exons: 10
Coding region: 516-4409 (1297 amino acids)
Biological process (GO): modulation of chemical synaptic transmission; monoatomic ion transport; synaptic transmission, glutamatergic
Cellular component (GO): plasma membrane; postsynaptic membrane
Molecular function (GO): NMDA glutamate receptor activity; transmitter-gated monoatomic ion channel activity involved in regulation of postsynaptic membrane potential
Source: RefSeq, a predicted model, not a curated record
UCUUUCUGCCUCUCCAUCUCUGUCUGUCUGUCUGUUUGUUCUUGCUGUGAUUUAUUAGCUGUUGCCAUGUCCUCCUGUUGACAGCCGGCUGCAGGCGCUCAGGUUGCUGGUGGAGCACAGAGGGGGUUAAAUUUCAUCAGAACGCCGGCAGGAGAGCGCGCUUUCCCGCUGGAGGUCUCACAUGUGUCGGUGCAGAGGUUGGCUGGAGCAGUGCGCACUCUGGAACGCAUUAUUCAAAACACACUCAUGUUUAAAUGGAGCAAAAGGACCAAGUGUGUUCCUGUCUCGGACACUGCGCUCUGGAUGAAAAUGGGAUGAUUUCCUUCGAAGCCGCCAAGCCUCGGUGAUUCCACUGGUGGAUUUCCCUUUUUUUCCCCCUUUGGAAUGUGUUGGCUUCGCAUAAAUCUUCUUCCUCUCUGGCUUUGCCUUUUCCUUUUGGAAUAUGUGGAAUGUCAACGUUUUCUUCUGUGACCUGUUCUGUCGUUAAAAGGCUUGAAUGAUGAAAAUCUUUUGAGAUGAAAAACGGCACUUUUGGGGGAUCCUUUUCUGCGUGUGCGCGGCUCGUGCCCAAUCAGCCUGUUGUUUGCCUCCGCGGAGAAACGCACAACUUUGCGGCGAGCUGGAGCCAGAACGGGGACUGCAGUCGGUCUGAGCGGCGCUGGGGCCCGGGCGGGGUGGCCCCGGUGCUCAGCCUCUCUCCGGGGUCUCCUCGGUCCGGACGGGGCACCGGCUGGAUGAUGCUACUGAUGACGAUGAACGGUUCGAGAACUCGAGUGUGCACCGGGGUCUGUCCACCUUUGCGGUUCCUGCUACUGCUGUGCACUCUCGCCUUUCAGCCGCCGUGCGCACUGUCGCACCCGCAGCCGUGCCAAGUGCUGAAACGCAUCGGUCACACAGUUCGAGUCGGGGUGCUGCAUGUUCAGCCUCGCUUGCUUCCUGCUGGGGGUUUUGGGGACUGGGGGCCCCGGGUGGAAUUAGAAAAACAGGUCAAAACAAGUUCGAGCGCGCCUGGAAACCUGAGGAGCAGAGGAGCCGCCAACAGCCAGCGGGGCGCAAACAGGAGUAAGAGCCAGGCACGGCAACGGGAGGAGAACACCUCCAGGGAGAACCGCGUGUUCGCACCAAGAGACUCCAUCCUGGCUGCGGUCGAAGCUCUGAACCGGGCCGGAUUGCUGCCUUACAACCUCACCAUGGAACUGGUUAUGGCUGUGGGGUCCGGACUUGGAGAGCUACCCGCCUUCUCCUUCUCCUCCGCGGACAUCCCCGACAACGAGGACCCGCUGUCCUUCGUGGAGAGCGUGUGUCACACCGUGGUCGUGCAGGGGGUUUCCGCCAUGAUCGCCUUCCCACGCAACCGGGACGAGUUCGUCAAGUUGGAGUUCUUCUCGGUGGCGCUGCAGGUGCCGGUGGUCAGCGUGGUGCAGAGGGAGUUCGUGCGCCACAGUCAGAAUACCUUCCACUUCCAAAUGGCGAUGAGGAUGACAGAGGCACCGCCAUCCCGUCUCCUCUACUCACUGCUGAUGAUGAAAGGCUGGUGGGACAUCAGUGUUCUGCUCUGCCAGGAGUUGGACGUUACGGACUUCCUGUUCCUCAUCAAGAACAACACCCGCUUCCACCUGGGGGCGCUCAUCAAUCUUACAAGUACCCUUUUAACCUCGUCAUCCUCACUGUUGUCCUCAGGGGCUGCGACCGGAGCAGACGUGCCGCUGUCGUCAUCUUUACCCUAUUUCUCUUCCGCUGCUUCAUUCUUGUCUCCUUCCUCCAAAUCGGACCAGCAGCAGACUGUCAUGGAACUUCUGGAGGCCCUGAGAGAACCUUCAUCCACGACGGGGUUGGUGACGUUCGGGUGUGAGAUUCGUGAGGUGCGCCGUCUGUGGGCGCUGGCCACCCAGAUGAUGCUCCCAGAGUUUCACUGGGUGCUGGGGGACAGUCAGAAUGUGGCUGAGCUGAAAACAGAUGGGUUACCACUGGGGCUUCUGGCUCACGGUGUUAUGGGGUCGCCGUCUCUGGAUCAUUACGUCCAUGAUUCACUGGAGUUGGUGGUGCGGGCGGUGGGCGCUGCAGCCCAGCAGGAUCCAGCUCUGGCUUUGAUACCUGGAACUACCAACUGUAUGGAUGUACGCCGGAGUAACGGCAGCUCAGGGGCAUAUUUGGGAAGGUUCCUCUCCAACACGUCGUUUGAGGGCCACAGCGGUUUCGUAUCCAGACGCAGUCACAGCCAGAGUGUCAUCUCAGAGUCCCAUCACUACAUCUGGUCCCUCCAGCUGGAUCCUCUCGGCCAGCCAACCUGGACCCGCUUGGGACGUUGGCGCCGUGGAAAUGUCCUGAUGGACCAGGGGGUCUGGCCAAACUAUCAGGGAUCUGGAGGCGGCGGUGACUGGCGGCGAUCCGCACGCUUUCACAUGCGGGUGGUGACGCUGGUGGAGCAUCCGUUUGUGUUUACCCGUGAGGUGGACGUGGAUGGGAUGUGCCCCGCGGGCCAGCUGUGCCUUGAUCCGCUAACCAAUGAGUCUUCAGUUUUGGAAAGGCUUUUUCACAACCUGGCAGCACCCAAUGGGAGCGUCCCCACGGAACUGAAGAAGUGUUGCUAUGGUUACUGCAUCGACCUGCUGGAGAAGCUGGCAGAGGACAUGGGCUUCACUUUUGACCUGUAUAUUGUUGGCGACGGGAAGUACGGCGGACUCAAAAAUGGCCGGUGGACCGGAUUGGUGGGAGAUUUGCUGAGUGGCGCCGCCCACAUGGCAGUGACAUCAUUCAGCAUUAACUCAGCCAGAAGUCAAGUCAUAGACUUCACCUCUCCCUUCUUUUCCACCAGCUUGGGAAUUCUGGUUCGUACCCGGGACACAGCUGCUCCCAUUGGGGCCUUCAUGUGGCCUCUCCACUGGUCUAUGUGGCUUGGCAUCUUCAUCUCUCUCCAUGUCACCGCCAUCUUCCUCACUCUGUAUGAGUGGCACAGCCCUUUUGGCAUGACGCCCCGAGGACGCAACCGUGACCGGGUGUUCUCCUUCUCUUCAGCACUCAAUGUUUGCUACGCUAUCCUGUUCGGCCGCACUGUGGCGAUCAAGCCCCCGAAGUGUUGGACAGGUCGUCUUCUGAUGAACCUCUGGGCCAUCUUCUGCCUCUUCUGUCUGUCCACUUACACUGCGAAUCUGGCUGCUGUGAUGGUCGGAGAGAAGACCUAUGAAGAACUGUCAGGGAUACACGACCCAAAGUUGCACCAUCCCUCUCAGGGGUUCAGGUUUGCAACUGUGAGAGAAAGCAGCGCCGAGGACUACGUCAAGAAGAGCUUCCCUGAAAUGCACGAGUACAUGAGACGAUACAAUGUCCCGGCAACGCCAGACGGCAUACAUCAUCUCAAAGCUGAUCCACAGAAACUAGACGCCUUCAUCAUGGACAAAGCGCUGCUGGAUUAUGAGGUCUCCAUAGAUGCCGACUGUAAAACUCUAACAGUUGGAAAACCCUUUGCUAUAGAAGGCUAUGGCAUCGGUCUGCCUCAGAACUUUGCACUCACCUCCAACAUCUCAGAACUGGUGAGUCAGUAUAAGUCUGACGGCUUCAUGGACACGCUGCAUGACAAAUGGUACAAGGUGGUGCCUUGUGGGAAACGUAGCUUCGCUGUGACUGAGACUCUGCAGAUGGGAAUAAAGCAUUUCUCCGGCCUGUUUGUGAUGCUGUGUGUGGGCAUGGCCUUAUCACUGCUGACCACAAUAGCAGAACACAUUGUAUACAAGCUGGUCAUCCCCAGAGUCAAAGAGCCGCGCUUCAAAUACUGGCUGCACACGAGCCAGAGAUUACACCGAGCCCUCAACUCAGUCUUCACUGAUGACAAAAUCCUGACCGUUACGAAGCCGGAGAAAAGAUGCAAUGAGGGAAACAACCAAUCAGCAUCCUGGAAUCCCUCUAAGUCAUCCCAGUGGAACAGACGGAGGACAAUUCCACAAGAGGUGCAGAAUGACCUAGAACGUCCAUCCUCCCAGGAUCUUCCUCCACCACCUCCUUCUUCACCCAGGUCUCACCCACAUUCAUUUCCUCUCCUGGAGAACCAUCUGUCUGUAGUGACCACCUCCAACGGUCGCUCCGACCUGUUGGAACUGGGCUUGGGCCAAAGACUGGCAUCAGGCCAAGGCCUAACACCUGGACAGUGCCGGGGCGUGGCUGACUGUGGUCCUGGCAUAGCGAUGGGCCAGAACACACUAGUCCAAGAACUGUCAGAACUGGAAGGUCAAAUCCUUGUGAUCAAGCAGCAGCUGCAGUCUGCCAUAAGGCGAAAGAGAGAGCUAGAACAGUACCAAUCAGAACACCAGCCAGCAAACCAGACUGCACCCAGUCAGCCACCGACACUGUUUCCCCAGUAUACCCAGUCCCACCAGCAGACUAACCAACACAAACACACCCUUCCGGAGUUCUAAAUCUUUGGCCAUCUGUUGAUUUUUUCUUUUUUGCAGAGAACCUUGGUGACAUUCAGGACUGGAGUUCACAACCUAUGUUCAUGGUUGGAACUUUGACAGUCCAGUGAUUGGGAGUUUCCUGACAUGUUCUCCAGGGACUAGAUCCUGUUCUGUAACUUCAGCAGAACAUUUCUUCACAUCCUGGAGACUGGGCUUUGCCUGAAAGAGCGGCACUGGACAGAAGAAAACCAGGGAUCCUCUGAGGCUCUCACAGAGGAUCAUUGCUGUCAUUGAAGAGCUGCGCACCCACUUCCCUUUCCGUCUCACCUUUUUGCCUUUGCUUCCUUUUCCAUCCACUUGUAUUCCGAAGCCUGUUUACUCCAUUUCGCCCUGUUCAUGUCUUUUCUCCAUGUGCUGCCUCUUUAAGGGUACAGACAUGUUACCAUGACGAUAAGCUUGAUCAUAGAUAUAAAGAAUCCUUGGUGUUUUAAGCUUAAUGUGCUGAAUCUCCUGAGUCUGACUGUAAACGACCUGAAGGUGAAGCCAGGUGCUUAAAUCUUUAGCUCCUCUGUGUCUUACUGAAACCUUCUAUCUUUGGAUGAGGUUGAAAUAAGAACUGCAGUGAGUUGGAUGAGUUUGAAUUGGUUUACUGUUUGACAUUUUGACAAAAUCAGACCUUUUUUGAUGGGUGGAAGAAGAAAGCAGAUAUAAAGUUUCUGGAAAACACCUCAGAAGCUGGUUGGCUUCUCACAGUGGUUUAUAGGGCAAUUAAAAAAAAAAAAUCUUUUUAUGGACCUGUGCAUAACUUUGUCCUGCACUUCACGGAUGCACACCUGGUUUCUUAGAAAGCUGCACCUGCACAUCAUCGUUUAACCUGCCAGAGUUAAAGCUGUGCUGCAGAUGGUUUUGUCUGAAGAAUUGAUGCCAAAGCUGAGACAGAAUUUCUGCAUCUCGUGCUUUUUAUCAGCUUCUUGAAAACACACUGGUGCUUUUGUGAUGUGGUGACACGGAGCAAAUGUCAGGUUUUAUUUCCGAGAAGGAGGAAACUGUCUGGAUGCAGACGGCUGACUGAACUCUGACGUUACCUGGAUGUGAACACUCUCAGUUGAACACACUGAAACAGACCCGCUGAUCUGUUUUCUUGAAUCUGUUAUUAAAAAAAAUACCUGUUUGCACACAAUCAAAACUGAAAAGUCUUUGUCACUAUUUUUCUAUG